GGUACAUCUGAACCUUAUUUGUCAACGCCAUUGGGAAUGCUGCACAAGCCGAUUCAGUACUCACAAGAGGCUUUUGGGGAGCGGGAUCGCCAUUUCACCAGUUGUGCACGAACAAACUUUGCUGCUGCAACUCCUUCGGACUUUCUCGACCUGGCGAAUCUGCCGCUGCGGUGCGGUGGCUAGGCGCCCAGUGCCCCAACUUGACGCGUGUAGAAUCUGCUGUGGGAAGAAAGACGCGAAGGUUUCUCGGGCAACUACUAUCAUGGCGGCCCCGGCCCCCAGUGGCGGGGGCUCCGCGCCCGAGGCGGCGGGCUCGGCGGAAGCCCCGCUGCAGUACAGUCUUCUUCUGCAACACUUGGUGGGUGACAAGCGCCAGCCCCGGCUCCUGGAGCCAGGUAGCCUGGGCGGGAUCCCGAGUCCAGCCAAGAGUGAGGAGCAGAAGAUGAUCGAGAGAGCGAUGGAAAGCUGCGCCUUCAAGGCGGCGCUGGCUUGCGUGGGAGGAUUUGUCUUGGGAGGUGCAUUUGGAGUGUUCACUGCUGGCAUUGAUACCAAUGUGGGCUUUGACCCUAAGGAUCCUUACCGUACACCAACAGCAAAAGAAGUUCUUAAAGAUAUGGGGCAAAGAGGAAUGUCCUAUGCCAAAAAUUUUGCCAUUGUGGGUGCCAUGUUUUCUUGCACCGAGUGUUUAGUAGAAUCUUACCGGGGAAAAUCCGACUGGAAGAAUAGUGUCAUUAGUGGCUGCAUCACUGGAGGAGCCAUUGGUUUCAGAGCUGGCUUAAAGGCUGGGGCCAUUGGUUGUGGAGGAUUUGCUGCUUUCUCUGCUGCAAUUGAUUAUUACCUGCGAUGAGAGUAAUUGCUUCUGGGAAGGACUCUGCCAGUCCUGGAUCAGCGUUUGGAGGAGGGUAGUUUGUGCACGCUCUAGGGCACUUGCUUCAGAGACUGAAGACAUUUAUAUUCCCUCGAGAAGUUGAUGCCAUGAGGGAGCUGCCUGGCGGUUGCCGGCCUCUAACAUCUGAGCAGCUGCUCCCCACUGGACUUGAGCCAGGCUGUGCGGGGCAUGUGCCAUGCUGGCUUCUCUCGAUUGAGCAUUUUGAUUUGUAGGAGUUAAACUCCACAAAGCUUUGUUCCUGUUCACAACUGGCCAGUUGAUUGGUUGGUGCUGUGGGAACAGAAAUGACUUUACUAAACUGUUCUACCUUAGAACUCAUGCAGUCACAUAUCAGGGCAGGGCAAAGUAAAUUUAUGCCAUCCAGCCAACUAUGUCAUUUUGUUUAGUAUUCUGCUAUUCUUUAUUUAUGUGUAUAUAUAUAUAUAUAUAUAUAUAUAUAUAUAUAU
This is a messenger RNA of Talpa occidentalis (Iberian mole), 1335 nucleotides long. It is a transcript of the gene TIMM22, whose product is annotated as translocase of inner mitochondrial membrane 22. Gene Ontology annotation, biological process: protein insertion into mitochondrial inner membrane. Gene Ontology annotation, cellular component: TIM22 mitochondrial import inner membrane insertion complex. The transcript has 4 exons. NCBI's taxonomy places the organism in Eukaryota, Metazoa, Chordata, Mammalia, Eulipotyphla, Talpidae. The record is from RefSeq and is a predicted model, not a curated record. The coding region runs from base 263 to 847 and encodes 194 amino acids. Gene Ontology annotation, molecular function: transmembrane protein transporter activity.